Schistosoma margrebowiei is the source of this 7792-nucleotide messenger RNA. Lineage: Eukaryota; Metazoa; Platyhelminthes; Trematoda; Strigeidida; Schistosomatidae. The record is from the annotation of a GenBank genome assembly.
AGUUAAAUCCUAUGACAAUUUAUGGUUUAAUGUCUUACCAUAUAUGGUGCCUUCAUGUAUGUUUGUGCAUUCACAUGACAUUAAUAUAGUUUAGGUAUCUCAUACAUCCAGUAUGUUGCCACAUCCCUUUCGAAAUCUUACUCCUAUUGUUUCUGGCUUAACUGAGAUUCCUGAGGUGGUGUUUUUUGCGGAUAAUCGCGUGGAAGUUGGCGUUGUUCUCACUCGCAUACAAGAGUCUGUAAAUCAGCUAAACGAAAUCAACAAUCUUUUGGAUGAUCUCAACAUAGCUAGACCUCUUCCUUCAGUGUUUUCAGCGCUGAAUUCUAUGCUUCCUACAGUUUUUGAACCAAAGAUUAAGUCUGCUGAGGAUGAUCGGAACGAUAACAGUCUAUCAAAUUUUGUUCUUAAUAACUCUAUACCUCUCUCUAAAAGCUAUCUUUCUGCAUCGCUUAACUUUGUACUCGGAAGGUAUGCCUUUCAGCAGCAACAGUUUACUCAGUCACAGAAGCUUUUUCAAAUCGCUUAUGAUGAAAUGCAAGAUCAAAAGGUAUUUUACAUUUAUGUAGUUAUUCGGUGAAUGACUUUAUCAUUUUAUUGACAGAUGGUCAAAAGCAAUAAUUAACUUGCACUACAUAGUUUAUAUUACAAAUGAUAAAUAACGGUCUUGUUAUUCACCAGAAAUGAAAACAAUUUUCUUUUUCUCAUCCCUUUAGAUUGUAGCUUUUAAAGAUUUUGAAUGUCAUCAUAUUUUAGAGAUAUUUCUUUUGCAUGAAUGAAUUGAGAGGCAUCGGUAAUAUAAUGGCUGUUGCAUUUGACAAAUUCAGCAUUCGAAAGUUUGACUAUGUAGGAAGGUUCUGACUUGAUUGGAGAUGUAAUCUCUCAGUAUUUUUGUGUAAUGAGGAAAUGGUCACUGUAAUUGGGCAAUGACAUCAUCAGUAUACGGUUGUGGAGGUCGUUGAGUUUUGUUGAGAUAACAGACCGGGUUAAGUUUAGCAACCAUUGGAAACUUGCAGAGCUGUUUCGUUCAGACGUGACGAGUGGAGUUCAGUUGUGUUGGAUGCGAGAAAGUUACCCACAUAAAACAAUGGAAAGUGGUCACGCAGUAUUGUGGAUUGAUUGAAGUUAGACUAGUACACUAUUGAGUCUCAACUCAGUGGUUCAGAAGUUAAGUGUCCGCGUGCGAGACCAUACGUCCUGGGUUCGAUUCCCGAUUGAAGAAUCGUGGAUGCACAUUGAUGAGGAGUCCCAUACUAGAUCAGAACAGCUAUCCGGUGCUUCCAGGUACUCAGUGUUUAUCUAACUUGGACCCUUUGUGAUCUCGUUGAAACUUAUCAGUUUAGGCAUCCGAUUUUGAACUAUAGUUUCAAACCGUAAGAUUGAAAGUAGUGAGAACAUACAGGGAAACCAAGUCAUAGGAUUAACUUAACAGUAUCUUUUAAAGCUUUGUGUAAAAACCUCUAGGAGUCAUUAGGCACCACGAAAUCGAAUAAUAAUAUGGUCGAACUGUGAUUCGGUUCUCGUAAUUUUUAAUCCACUGUAAUGCAUAGUGUUGUUUUGACAACUGACUCCAUGUUAUACCAUCUUUCCCAAAUUUCCAAUUAUUAACUUGUAUUCACUUAACUUUAUUUAACUGACCUUUAGUUUUCAUAUAUAAGUACAUUGACAAGUAUAUACACAUGACCAGGUUGUUCGAAGUGUAUUGUGCAAGCACAUCAAGUUUCACUUGUUUUCGUUGGGUCUGUUGUUCAGAAAAGGUUACUAAUCAACUAGUGAGUAGUCUCAGUUUGUGUUUAUGGUUAAUUGAGUGUUUGCAGUUAGUAGGUAGGAGAGUGAUUUGAUAUUUGGUCAAGUUCGAUGUUGUUAUAAGCUGAACUGAUCAUGAAUCGAUUACUUCUAACGGGUUUAACAGUUGAUAAUAUAAUUUAAAUAACUUUUCUUCUUUAAUUUAAGAACCAUAUCAACUCAGCUGACUCAGUCACACAAAUUGAGCUUGAGGGAUUUUUGUACAGGUUUUUCUUCACACUUUACAAGUCUGAUUUGCUGAAUGUACGCAAAUCACAUAUUGUAUUCGAUCUUAGUUUUAUUUUUGGUUUGGACGCAUAAACAGCACAAAUGGGUACCAAAGUAUGUAUGCUUCACACAGAGAAGUAAUUAUUCGAUUUGUGUGUAAUCUGGGACACUGUCUGGGUACCAAAACAGUCAGGUAGUCUCCUUAGGGGGCCAGUCCUCGAGCAUUUGACGUGGAGGUCUAAUCCACAAGGUGGUAGAGCGACGUUAGGAAAUGUGAUCCCAUGGUAGCCGGUGACCAACGAUAGGUCCAUACACCUUUUGCUUCCUCACUAUUCUGGAACACAUGUGCAAGAUUAGUUUGGAAUCAUGGUUUUCAAAUUGCACUCAGUGAAUCCUCCAUACUCACCAACCCGGUUAAAUCGCCAGACAUUUGCUUCUUGUUCUCGAUUUUGUAAGCAACACCCUUGUCAUGAGGCGGUGAGUAAAACUUCUAUGUUAGUGGCUGUAUACGCAUGUCCAUGUGGGAGAAUUUGGAGAGGGUGAGGGGACCCUUUUCAUUCUCUGUAGCAUCAGGGCAUUUGGUGACCAAUUCUAGUUUACUUUUAGUUUAUAGGCAUCAACAUCAAGGCUUAGCUUGAUAAUAUCAAACAAACUGAGCAUUUGAUAGAAUGUUCAUAAUAAAAUUAUAAUAUCUCAGUGAGUAGAAGUUUAAAUUCCUGACGUUUCACGACAUAGUUUAUAUUGCUUUUUCGGAGUUUAGAUAAAUCAUUAUUCACUUACUCUUUACAUAUCUCCAGAUAUCACAAAUAUAUCAAUGAUUUUGCGUAUACUUAUGACAAAAUAUUCGACUAACUGGUUAGUCAAUGGCUAUGUAUACAAUUUAUAUAAAACUAUUUACUUCUGUAAUGCAUCCUGUCUCAGAAGGAAGAAGGAGUUUUUAGUUGAGUAUUUUAUCCUGGUCUGGUGAAGACAGCAUACAUACAAAAGAGAAUGUUGAAGUUUUGAUAAUUGGGAUAUAUUCCACUAAUUUGGCACAAAGUCAGUAAAUAUGUAGUCAAUAAGUAUGUAGAAAUGAAUAAUGCGUUCCUAUUACCAGACUCCCGGAGUGCUCUAUCCAGCAUUCGAAUCUAUGACCUAAAGCCUAAAAGUCCAAUACUUUUGCAUAUGAACCACCAUUCUACGCUAGGCCAUGGGAUUUAUUGGAGAAGUUUAAAGGAAAUACUUUAGUAAAAGCAAUUCAAGAUGUAUGAAAAUGAGAUAGAACGGUUUGCAAAAGUGGAAAUUAUUUUCUACUGAAGUUUCGGAGAUCAUGCCUAUGUUACCUUAUUACCAAUUUUUUGCUUAAAAUGAGUAAAGUUAACGAAACUAGGUUUCUAUUGUUUUUUGUAAAGUAUGCAAUAGAACUGUUGUACUUUUAACCUGAUAGACACAACUGUGUCGUCAUACUUUAUAGAUUUACUUUCUACGUUUUUUAUUUUUGCUGAUUUAUUAAAGUUAUCAUCCAGUGUUUCGUCCUCAUGUUAUUGUAACCGACUUUUUUGAAAAUAUUUUCUAUCGUCUAAUUUACAGUUUGAAUAUUUAGAUGAAGCAGGAGCUACACCGAAAUUACUACAGGCUUAUUUAAGUGCUUGCAAAUCAUACACAUCUUCAGACUAUAUUUCAAACGAAUUUUCACUUUUCCAGUCUGACAAUCAAUUUUUAGAAACAUUUUGUCGUUUAUUAGAAGUAAAUACAUCCGAUUCUCAUCAUAAAGAUUCAAUCAAUAUAUUUUGGAUUCAACCAUCGGAUACAUCUUGUACAACAUCCGUCAAUAUGGAAUCUACUACCAUAGAAGAUCAUCUUUAUCAAGUUUUACUGAAUGUGGACCAAUUUUUCAUUGAUGAUUCAUCUAGUCCAUAUAUUCCAAUUAGUUUAGGAGUUCGUAAUAAAUUAGAAAGUUUGUGCUUAAAACAACUGCAUAAUUGUACUAGUUUACUUGAUGAUACAAACGAUACUGCAAGAAAUAUGCCUUCUACAAAACAAUCAAAGCAUACUAAGAAGUUAUUAUCAAAUGAUAAAAUGUCAAUUUUUAACGCAGUUCAUCAACUAUUCACUAAGGUACAUAUAUGUAAUACAGUUGACCAACUAAUGUCUGAAUCUAUAGAAUUGCCACUUUCAUUAUCAACUGAAUUGUUAAUGAAUAUUCCGGAGAGAAAUUCUGAAAGUUCAACAAAAAAUGAACACAGGUCAUCGUCUUCAUUGUCUUCAUCAUCAUCAUUUUCUCCUCCAUUUAUCGAUGUAAUAAUUGGACGAGAAUUUCUGUUUGAUUGUUUAACUUCUAUAAUGGAAAGGCUGUCUACUAAAAAUUCGAACUUAUCAUCUUCGUCUCAAUUUAUUGUUAUAUGUCAAUAUAUAAGAUAUUUAGUUCAAGAAGGGAUUUGCUUACUUGGUAAUUUAGUGCAUAAACCACUUCCUAAAUCGAAUUACGAAUUAAAUUCAAUACAAAAGAAUUAUCAAGAUUUAUUAAAAACACUUGUAUCACAUAAAUUGAUGGAUUUCUUACCAGAAUCUUGCAGAAAAUAUAUCCAAUCUAUUUUCCAAGCAGUAAAUUUUGGAAGUUCGUCGGAAACGGAAGUAAAAUCCGACCCUAUUUGUGCCUUUAUUCCUGACCUUCUUUCUGACCUACCUAGUCUAGAUAUUGAUCUUGAUUCGAACUUAUAUCAAAUUGAUCCGGAUGGCUUAAAUUCUCUGGGACUUGGAUUCUGGGCAGACUAUGAGGUAUAUCAAAAUACUACAUCGUUCAGACAACAGAUAUCCAGAGGCGGAUCCCCAUUUGGGAUUGUUGGUGAUGUGGAUAUGCGCAGCUUAGCUAAUCAGAAUCAGUCUCCAUCAACAUCAUUUCCUCAUAUGUCUAUUCCACAAUCCCGUGUAACUGGUGGACAUGGACCUUUUGUUCAUCAAUCACUUCAAACUUAUACUAGAGAAAACCCACUUGUAUGCGAUCUUCAAGUAAUGCGUCAUCUUUUAAUAACAAGAAAUCCAACCGAUGUAAAUAUGUCAGUCGAUUAUCUGUUAAGGUCAGGUAUGACACCAAAUGGAAUUUUAGAAUUAAAUGGUUCGUGGCUCCCAUCUUUACAUUAUUUAGCUUCACUGGAGAUAGUCGGACCACAUCCUACCAAUGAGAAUAGUUCAACCAAUCCAAUCGAUUUAUUGUUAUCAUCAUCCGGAAAUAUUAUGUGGGGGAUUACAGUAUUAAUACAAUUGGCUAAAGGUUCAUCCAUAAUUCGUCAUGAAAUGUCACCAUUCACAGGAGCUAGGGCUUUUUUACUUGCUGCUUUAAAUAAUCUGGCGUCAAUUAAUCCUAUCGUACCGCCUCCAUCGUCAUCAUCUGUUAAUCAUGUUACAACAACAUCCGGUCAUGUAGUUGCAAAACAAUCACGUCCGUGCGAUGCUUUUCAAUGGAUUCGUGCUGGUAUCAGACAUGAAUUAUUAUUGGUUGACUUACUGGAAUUCUUGAAUCCAUCUUCAUUUAAUAAUUUCGGUGGAAAUAAUAAUCAGUCACAUUCAAUUACAAAAUCAACUCUUCAUCCUGGACAAGUAUCAUUAAAUGAUCUAAUUAGACGAGUUAAAAUAUGUCUGUGUUAUGCUGCUGGUUUAUCAUCAAAUGCGAAUUCUUUAGAAACAAAAAUGGAAUCCAUGAACUUGAUUGCUUUGUCUAAGGAGUUAAUUACUGCAGCCACUUGUUUCUUGUUAAUGGUCAAAGAAUGUGAUUUCUUGUAUCCCAUGUCAAUUCCAUCAAAAUCUAUUUCACUACCUUCCGGAAGCAUUUCAUUUUGUGUCGCAUGUGCUGGUUCCUUAGAUUUAAUUCGUAUUCUUUUACAUUUUCAUGAAGUAUUACAUUCAUCAUCAUUGUCUCAUGAAAGUUCCAAUUCAACCACCACCACAUCAUCAUCAACAACAACAACAAACUCUCCUGUAAAUUCAGAAAAACAAAAUUCUAACCAUUCAAUCAAAAACAUUUUAAGCGCUACCGUUAAAUUUGGUAAUGCAGAUAGACUAAAAACUGUUAUAAAUGAAUUUUAUGGAUUAAUUAUUCAUGGAUGCCUUGUCUCUGCAAAUAAUUCUAUAGAUACAGUAAAUAAUUUAGCAUUAUCUGGAUCGGAACAAUCCGCACUACAACAACAACACCAACGUAGUUCUCGAAAUUACGAUCCAGAUACAUUAUCUAAUCGUUCUGGGAUCAGUUUGUCUAGUUUAUACAUUAUAGGUGAAAUGUUAGCAACAAUAGAUGAAAUUUCAAUUUUAAUGUCUACUGUUGGACUUAAAUUUCCUCUAGAUAAUAAACGUAUACUUUCUAAUUAUUCAUUUAUUGGAUUGCAAUUAUUAGAUUAUUUAAUAAUUGGGUUCGCUCAAAUUACACAUCAAAUUUGUGGAAAAUUUAACUUACAAAUAUUAGAACAAAUAAUUAAUUGUUUUAAUACAGUUAAUAAUGUAGAAAAUAUAAAAAAUGAUGAACAAGUGAAUGAAGAUACAUUAACUACAACAAAAGGGACAACUACUACCAUCACCACCAGUGUUACUAAUACUGAUUCACAGUCUACUACUAAAUUUCGAUCUUCUAGAUGGGAUAAACCAAAAGAUAAUUUAUCCACUACUAAAAAACAUAAUAAUAGUAAUAAACAAUAUCAUUCUGACAGUCAUGAAUGUGUGUCGUUUCUAGAUAAACAACUGUGGAUUUUAGACUUGGAAACGAAUUCUUCAAUCUGUGGGGAAUCGUUAUGUGAUCACCUGAAUUAUUUCUUAAAUUGGGGUUUAACUGCUCGACCUGAAAGAAUAGAUUGGCUUAUAUUACGUGGUGAAAUAGAAUUUUUCGUGAAAAAUUACCGUCAAGCUUUGUCAACAUAUCUCGAAUUUGGUAGCGUUGUCACGGACGCAUUCUCAAAGAAUGUUUUAUCAGUCUUUUUUACAAAAGAGUUGGUGUUUCGUAUGAUGUGUUGUCUUCAAUAUCUCGGAUUAUUUUAUGAAAGUGUUGUUCUUUCACAAUUCGGACCAUCCUCUGAUGAAUCUCUUGUGGAUAAUGUCAUUCAAAUUAUUAAUAGUCUAGGUGAAAAUUCUAAUGGUUGGCCAAUAACUCAAACAGAUACUUUUAGUACUACAGUAAUAAAUCAACAACCAUGUUCUUUUGAUAACAGUACUUCUGCGGAUUGUUUACGUGGAUCUUGUGGAGGUUCACUUCUUCAUACUACAUUAGAUUGUCCCGAUAGUUUAGUUCCUUAUUUAUGGAAUAUUCGUUUACUAUCAGCACUCGAACGUUCUGCUUCAAAUCGUGGUGCCCUUUUACUGUCUACCAAAUUUAAAGCUCGAAUCAAUAAUCCUGAACUCAAUGCUAACAAUCCAGAUGAAAUAUUAUUGGAAAAUAGAUGUGCUUUAAAUCUUGAAUAUCUUCGUUAUUUGUCCAACGUUUAUUUGAUUUAAUCAUACCACUUAUGUCUGCCAAUAGCAGUUGUCAAUACUUUUGUACAAUUCUUUAUAUUUUAAUACUGUAAUACAGUUCUAUAAAUAUGUCGACUACAUUAGUAAUCUGAAUAGUACAGGCGAUAUAUCUCCUUCUUGUGGGAUGAUCGUUAGUCUAUCGAACAUUAAAGGAGGAAUUUUUUAUAAGUAUUGUUGCAUUCGAAUUCCCUAUGAUCCCGGAAUAUUCUGCAUAACUUCUAGGCUUAUCUGUCGCUCACUAACAGAACACCAGUAAAUCAAAAGAUAACAACUUUGUUAAAAAAAGACGAUAUUAUAUGGGUUUGAAUAU